This is a messenger RNA of Rhodotorula graminis WP1, 1182 nucleotides long. RefSeq lists its product as uncharacterized. Gene Ontology annotation, biological process: peptidyl-serine phosphorylation; endocytosis; signal transduction. Lineage: Eukaryota; Fungi; Basidiomycota; Microbotryomycetes; Sporidiobolales; Sporidiobolaceae. The record is from RefSeq and is a predicted model, not a curated record. The coding region runs from base 1 to 1182 and encodes 393 amino acids. Gene Ontology annotation, cellular component: nucleus; cytoplasm. Gene Ontology annotation, molecular function: protein serine/threonine kinase activity; ATP binding. The transcript has 6 exons.
AUGGAUCUCCGCGUCGGUGGCAAGUACCGCAUCGGCAAGAAGAUUGGCAGCGGAUCGUUCGGUGCGCUCUACUCAUGCAGGUGGUUCAGGUGCGACAUCUACCUCGGCGUCAACAUCAUCUCGGGCGAGGAGGUCGCGAUCAAGCUCGAGUCGGUCAAGGCCAAGCACCCGCAGCUCGAGUACGAGGCCAAGGUGUACAAGACGCUCGCUGGCGGCGUCGGCGUGCCGUUCGUCCGGUGGUUCGGCGUCGAGUGCGACUACAACGCCAUGGUGCUCGACCUCCUCGGCCCGUCGCUCGAGGACCUGUUCAACUUCUGCAACCGCAAGUUCAGCCUCAAGACGACCCUUCUUCUCGCCGACCAGCUCAUCUCGCGCAUCGAGUACAUCCACUCGCGCAACUUUAUCCACCGCGACAUCAAGCCCGACAACUUCCUCAUGGGCAUCGGCAAGCGCGGCAACCAGGUCAACGUGAUCGACUUUGGCCUCGCCAAGAAGUACCGCGACCCCAAGACGCACCUGCACAUCCCGUACCGCGAGAACAAGAACCUGACGGGCACGGCGCGGUACACGUCGAUCAACACGCACCUCGGCGUCGAGCAGUCGCGCCGCGACGACAUGGAGUCGCUCGGCUACGUCCUCAUGUACUUCCUGCGCGGCUCGCUCCCGUGGCAGGGCCUCAAGGCGGCGACCAAGAAGCAGAAGUACGACCGCAUCAUGGAGAAGAAGAUGACGACCCCGACCGAGUACCUGUGCCGCGGCUUCCCCAACGAGUUCGCCAUCUACCUCAACUACUGCCGGUCGCUCCGGUUCGACGACAAGCCCGACUACUCGUACCUCCGCAAGCUGUUCCGCGACCUGUUUGUCCGCGAGGGCCUCCAGUACGACUACGUGUUCGACUGGUCGGUCCAGCAGCGCGUCGACGAGGUCCAGAAGCAGCAGCAGCAGGCCGAGCAGCUCAAGCAGCAGCAGCAGGCGUCGCAGCAGCAGCAGCAGCAGCAGGGCGGCGUCGCCCCGGCCCAGGGCUCGCAGCAGCAGGCGCAGCAGCCCAAGCGCCGCGUCCUCCAGCCGGGCGAGGCCGAGGCCGCCGCCGCCGUCCCGCAGAGCGACCAGCGCAUGCUCCGCUCGCAGACGCGCAACGCCCAGCAGGACUCGCGCAUGCGCGCCGGCGGCGAGUGGUACUGA